Dendroctonus ponderosae (mountain pine beetle) is the source of this 2165-nucleotide messenger RNA. RefSeq names its product large subunit GTPase 1 homolog. The record is from RefSeq and is a predicted model, not a curated record. Gene Ontology annotation, biological process: ribosomal subunit export from nucleus. Bases 92 to 1927 code for a protein of 611 amino acids. Lineage: Eukaryota; Metazoa; Arthropoda; Insecta; Coleoptera; Curculionidae. Gene Ontology annotation, molecular function: GTPase activity; GTP binding. Gene Ontology annotation, cellular component: cytosol. The transcript is spliced from 6 exons.
GACAUUGCCUGUUUUCUGUCACAUCCUGUUUUUUUGUAACCUAAAAAGUUUAUGCAUGUGUUGUGAGAUUAUUUGUAUUUUCUAAAGAAACAUGGGGAAGAAAAGUGCGAAGAACUCAACGCUAGGGCGGGCCUUGAUCAAGGACCGAUUUAGGGGCCACCAUAAUCGAGGAACGGCCGCUGGAGACUGCAUGCUCCACACAACGGAACUUGACUCCAAAACAAAAACCAACUAUCAGUCCGUAACUGAAGAGUCGCAACUAGAUGAACUAUUGUACAAAGCUACAAUGGCUGGCCAGUUCUAUGAAACCGAACAGCAGGAUGUUCGGGUCUUAAAGGGGCCUGCAGGUGUCGGACUGUUGUCAGACGCCGAGUACCAGAAAGCCCAAGAAACGCAUGAAAAAUUCCGCGAUUCUUUAAAAAUUCCUCGGCGACCGACCUGGACAUCAGCUAUGUCCCCUUCGAUACUAGACCAACUUGAGAAUGAGAGUUUUUGGGAAUGGCGAAAAUCUUUGUCCAAGGCGCAAGAAGCUAAUGGGUUUCUUUUAACGCCAUACGAAAAAAAUCUGGAAUUUUGGAGGCAGCUGUGGCGUGUGGUGGAAAGGAGCGAUGUGGUGGUGCAAAUAGUAGACGCGAGAAAUCCGCUAUUGUUCCGAUGCGAAGAUCUAGAAAAAUAUGUGAAGGAAGUGUCUGAGUAUAAACUUAACAUGCUGUUGGUGAACAAGGCCGAUUUCCUCACUCCAGCUCAACGGCAAUUGUGGGCCGACUACUUUUAUUCUGUUGGUGUUAAAGUGGCGUUUUAUUCUGCUCUGGAACCGGCAGAAAAUUCGACCACUGAACAAGUCGCCGAAGGGCCGCAGGGGUCGAAUAUUAAUGAUAAGAAAGAACUGGAAACGGACAUAAAAGCACUAGAACAAGCAGUGGAAGACGAGGGUGCCGCUCUAACUAAAAUUAUUGCGGCCGUUGACGCUUUAGUGGCCAAAUCAAACUGCAAGGAGGAACUGGAAGAUUUCGUAAAUAAUGAUACCAGGGUGCUUUCAAGAGAAGAACUCAUCGACCUGUUCCAUACAAUGCACAAAGGCCCGAAAGUGACCGCGGAUAUUACAACAAUUGGACUCGUCGGGUAUCCAAAUGUUGGCAAAAGUUCCACAAUCAACUCCUUACUGAUGGCAAAGAAAGUUUCAGUUUCUGCCACGCCGGGCAAAACGAAACAUUUCCAAACCUUCUAUUUGGACAACGACAUCAUUCUGUGCGAUUGUCCAGGCUUGGUUAUGCCCAGUUUUGUUUUCACUAGAGCCGACAUGGUAUUAAACGGAAUUUUACCAAUUGAUCAGAUGAGAGACCACAUUCCUCCCAUCAGUUUAGUUACACAGCGCAUACCUAGGCAUGUGCUUGAGGACAUGUAUGGAAUCAUGCUGCCGAUUCCUCGGGAAGAUGAGGAAGACCCCCAACGAUGCUCCACAGCGGAAGAAUUUCUCAAUGCCUAUGCGUACAACAGAGGUUUUAUGACGGCGCAUGGACAACCAGACGGGUCGCGAGCUGCCAGGAAAGUCCUGAAGGACUACACAAGUGGAAAGCUCGUGUAUUGCCACGCCCCGCCCGGUGUCGAUCAAAGCACGUUUACUCUCUAUCCUGAAAGGCAGAAGAUGAAACUGCUAACUAGAUUGGUGCCUCCUCGGGAAGCAAGAGCAUUACAGUUGGGCAACGUAGCAGAUCCUGCCUUGUCUUUGGUUCAAACGGAAAGCCAUGAAAACUUGGAGUGCUUACCAAUCCAGCGGAAUCAUGCGAAAGGGGUGGCUAGCCUAUCAAUUGACGGCCAAUCUCUAGGCUACUCGAGUGCAAAGCCCUGGAAAGAGUUUAACAAGCAUAAAAAUAAAGGAAAAAAAGAAAAAGCUCGCAGGAAGUACGCCUAUUUGGAUCAACAUUGAUUAGAACAUUUUUUAAAUUAAUUUUGAGUCAAACUGGAUUUUCAAGUUGGGUUGAAAUCGAGCCAGACAUCAAAAUUGUGAUUUUGUUAUUAAACUAGUACAGCAAUAAUUUUGACGAAUGAUUGUUGCUUUUAUAUUUUAAUGCUCAAUAUUUGGUUUCGGAAUAUUUCCUGUUAUAAAGCAGACCUUUGUUACAGUAAUUUUUUUGGAGGAAUUAAUAUAAUGGCUUUAUAAAAUU